Molecule: messenger RNA, 711 nt
Organism: Blastomyces gilchristii SLH14081
Lineage: Eukaryota; Fungi; Ascomycota; Eurotiomycetes; Onygenales; Ajellomycetaceae
Exons: 4
Coding region: 1-711 (236 amino acids)
Source: RefSeq, a predicted model, not a curated record
AUGGCUGAUUACAAAAGCAUCUUCAGCACCCCUGCCUUCACAUUUCUCAUUGGCAAGGACCGUUCCAGCCUGACGAUCCACGCAGGUGCUAUGCAAGAAUCGAAUUCGCGGCUUGCGGUCCUGGAGGACGUGGAGGAAGACACCUUUCUCACGUUUUGCGAGUUCUUGUACACCAGUACCUACACAACGCCAAACCUGACGUCUUCAGAGAAUUCAGAAUAUGGUCACAAAACUGUUGAGCCUUCCCCGGCUAAUGAAUUUGAGGUGCACAUUAUGGAGUCUUCUUAUCGGCUGAACUCCAGGAAGAAAGGGAAGAAAUGCAAGUGGAAUGACCCUCCUUGGCAGGAAGAGGAGAGCCAGCAUCUAUCUCAAACCGAGCCUAACGUUCUGUUCCAUGCCAAGUUAUACGUUUUUGCGACGAAAUAUCUUGUCGACACCUUGAGGGCGAAGUGCCUGAAGUCUCUACACCGAGACCUCUGUGUUUUCUCCCUCGACAAAAAUACAACUUCGCAGAUACUUGAGCUCAUAGAAUUUACAUAUGAGCACACCAGUCGGGAUGAGCCAGGCGGUGGAUCUCCUCACCGCGACUUGGUUGUUCAUUACGCUGCUUGCAAAGCCCGAACUCUGCUUUAUGGUGAUGGGGAACUCCGUUCACUGUUGGACUGGAAUGCAGAGCUUGGCUCUGAUUUGGUAUUGAAGCUGGUGACGUGA